This is a messenger RNA of Struthio camelus australis, 4983 nucleotides long. The record is from RefSeq and is a predicted model, not a curated record. Lineage: Eukaryota; Metazoa; Chordata; Aves; Struthioniformes; Struthionidae.
AUGAGCCAAGUGCGGAUCCUGGAGGCCACUGCGGAGAAUAAUCAUCUCCAGUCCGUAAAGGAGAUCAGUAGAAAAACUGAAGCUUUGUCACCAGUAGGGUACACAAGCAAGUCAUUGGAGAGAAAGAAGGGGGACGUGGAGAGCUUAGCAGAGGUCACUCAGGGAGAGCCCCAGAAGUCAUGUUCCAAGCCUGUAGCAGAAAAAGUCACAGAGAGCUGCCAGCAAAUUUGUCAAUGUAGACCACCUCCACCAUUACCACCGCCUCCUCCGCCUCCACCACCCCCGAGGUUGCUAGUUGUCCCAACUCCCAAGUCUACCUUUUGCCCCACUGAGGAGACCUGGUGGCCAGGCCUGGUUAUUAUCAUUGCAGUAUGCUGUGCCACACUAGUGUUCCUCUUUGUAGUUGUCAUCAUUUGCUACAAAGCCAUAAAAAGGAAACCACUGAGAAAAGAGGAGAACGGAACCAGUCGAGCUGAAUAUGCAAUGACCUCCUCCCAGAACAACAAAACAGUUGAUAACAAUGCAGUUGUAUAAUUCCUGAAAGCUGUUCAAGACACAGGAGGUGUUAAACUUUAAAAGCACACACAUAAAGUAUGCAAGGUGGGUGAACUAAGGAAACGAAACGCGCUCUGUGGCCAAGGACUUCAUUUCAGAAAUAGCACCUGCAUCAGUGAUUCAGAAGAGAAAAGCAAGCUGCUCUUCAGGCCUGCUGCUUGUCCAAGGGAGGAUAAACUUGCCCAUGUGGGCUACCCAGAGAAAAGGCCUCACAAAGGCAUAAGCAUCGCAUGCUGCAUCUCUUGAAAGCAACGUCACGAUGACUCCCACUUCUUCUUCUCCUCCUCCCACUUUUUAUUUUGGACUGAGUAAGCAAAAGCUGCUUAAUUAGCAUCUUUUGAUGGGAAGGUGAUCUGACAGAGUGGCAGCAACUCAUUAUAAUGGGUCUGAGGUUCAAGGCUGAAAGUUGUCACCUACAUGCUUCUCCAGCCUGUGCAGUGUUGUCACUUACAAGCUAGCAGCUUGGUAUGCUUAGUUCAUUCAUUCUUAUCAUUCUUAUUAUUUUGUUAUUAAAAAAGGGAAGAAGGUUUCUGUUAAGCCAUCAAGCAACCAAAAAAUGCAUGAACUUGUGACUUAACCCAGGAAACUCAUCUGCAGUCUCGUGACUAUGCAAUUUCCAUGGCUGAAGACUUUCGAGGCAAAAGAAAUCAAGAUAUGUGAUCUUAGCAAUUAGCAUUGCUAAUGAAAGAGAUAAUUAAGAGGUGCUUUGAACAUUAUUACUUCAUAAUCAGCCUCCUUUUUGCAUCACAUUUUAUUUUUUAUCUUUAACAAGUUUUUUCUUUGUGAAAUUCUACACAUUUCUCUGUGUUUGCAUCACACUGAUUUGCCAGGGACCCCUACAGGAAAGAUUUUGUUUACAUUUUGAAGUGACUAUUUGGGCAGGAUUGUGUUGAAAGGACUAGCAGCAUUGUGAAAAAGAAGUCCUCUGCAUUCACUGAUCAGUGUUGUUUCCUGAAAGCGCUGAGUCUCUGGAACUGACCCACCAAGGACAUCGUUAAGUCUGGCUUAGAGGACCAUUUAUGAGGAACUGGUAAGUCGGAUGUGCCCGUGUUAACUCAGUCUCUGAACAGAGCCUGCCAAGUGUGCCAAAUUCAACAUAAUAGCUUAAUGUUGUACUUUUCGUGAUGUGGAUUGCAGAUGACUUAAAGCAAAGCUGAAUCCACCCAAAUUCAUUUCACUUAGGAUCUCAGGUUAGACUCAGUACGUAACCCCUAGGAUAAAGGCCAGUCAUCAGACUCUAUCUAGUGUUUCCUUACUUUCUGAAAAAUUUACUUUGUGUCACACCUCCAUGUGUAUGUCUCCAUUUACCUCUGUGCUGAAAGCAGCAACGAAGUGAAAGACAAAUUUCCACACUGGCUUCUUGUCUGGACAUCAAGCUUCAAUAACACUCAGUCUCUGUGUCUGUGAGUAACUCACGCAAUCCAGCCCAGUCUCGCUCUGUAAAGUGACUGCACUCCAGCCUUCGAGUCUGUCAGUACUGCAAAAUAUAGAUACUUUCAGUUUUAUAUAAGGAUGUGCCUGAACUGCAAAAAUUAGAUCUUGAUUUUGAACCCACUCCUGACUGCAGUUGGACUGUCUCUGGGAUUUAGAGUUUGGCCUGCUAAUAGAAGAUGAUGUUCUGCAGGCUUUCCCCCCAAAAAAGCUCUGGGAUGUUCAAAUCAGCAGUUUCAGCUCAGGCCCAUCUCUAGUUUUCUAUUACCUAAAGAACAAUAAGGUAUAUGUAAAUAUAAGUAUCUUUUCAAUGAUAAAAUGAAAUGCUGCUACAUACUACUGUUGAGAAAUUUAUGGAGUUAAUCAUUUAGCCUUUUAGCCUGUCAUCACUAUGUAGAAAUUAAGCUACAUAAAAUUAUUUUUUAAAAGUCUAGACUUUGCUGAGAAGUGAAUGCAAUGAUAACAGUGAAAGGGAACAAGUAACCCUUUGCCCAAAAGUAUGAUCGUUCCCUGCCAUAGUUAUAUUGUGUGCUUGCACAAGAUACAGUGAUAUGUACUUAGAUCCAAAGUGGGAUUAAAAUAACAGAAUUUACAUUUUGACUCAUUUUACAUUGUACAUGUUGAUUGCCUAAGGCACUUAGCCCCUAAAUAUUAUAAUAGAAAUAUUUCAAGUAUAUUUCUAGAAUAUUUUUUAAGCUAUAACAUUUAUUUUGGUGUCGUUACCUACCUAUAUUUGCCUUUCUUUUUUUACUUCAGUUGUUUGUGCAUAAAUGUGGCAAAGUUUGAGACUGGUUGCAUGUUUAGCUGAGAGUAUAAAGUAUGAGUGCAGAUGAGUUUAGCAUGAUACAGGCUCAGGAUUAGCACUUUUUUCUAAAGGUUGUUUAUUUUAUUUAUUUUCUAACAAAGCUUUAAAGGCAUGUUCUAUAAGGCCAAAAUAACAAAAGGGAUUUGUAGCUCAAUAAGUCCAUUAAAUUGUGUCUGUUUUUUGCAAAAAAAGUCUAAAGAGAAGGUCACGGGACACUCUUAUCUUCAGCAUUGUCAAUGGUAAAAUGUCUUCACUGAGAGAAAAAUCCUGACGCAUGGCAUCACUCACAAGCAAAUCUACCCCGGACCCCUAAAGAUCUUCGCAGUGGAACAUAAAUGUUCAAAUCUUCAUACAGAGCAGGGCAGCAGGACAUUUCAAGGGACACCCACACAGAGGUGGGAUUUAUUUUCAACUCUGCUGUUGAUCAGCUGUUUACUAGCAAGUAAUUUUGCCUUUCUGUGCCUCAAUUUGCCCAUCUGUAUAAUCAUGAUAAAAAUACAUACCAGCCCUGUGACAGUAUUUUAAGAGGUAUGGAUGUGUCUUGUAUACAUAGGAGGCACUGCUCUAUCAUUAUAUUCCACAUCCUCAUAUUAAAAAAAAAAAAAUGGUUGGGCACAUUAAAAUCACAAUCACCAUAAUAUUUUAACUAAAUGUGCGGCUCAAAAUAUCUCAUAAACAGACACUCCCCUCAAUGUCUUUUCAUUCUCCAUUGGCCGCAUGAGAACAGCGGCACACAGGCUAGGAGCUCCUCCUCUCUGCUUUUCCAGAGUCUUUGCUCUCAGCACUUGCAUAGCUAUACAGUAGGAAGAGAGAGGAAAUUCUGUAUGAGGUUGUUUUGCCUGUAGAUUCCUGGCUUUCUAAAUACAGUUGACUACAUUGCACCAAAAUUUAAGGUGGUCUUCAGAAAGGCACUAGAAAAAGUAUACCGGAAGCAGAUUUAAGUCUUCAGCAAAGAGAAGUCAGGAUGGUGGCACCUUUGGGGAAUGAUUUCUGAAGUUUUCUGGUGUGGUUUAAGGUUAUUUUAAGACUCUGCAGACUACCUGCAAGGCUUUUACAAAAGGGGCUUCUGUGGAAAGGAAUAGUCUUGAUGGAUAAGGGUUUCACUACAGCAGUGGCCCUUUAAAGAUGGAACUGGCAAUUCAAAGUACAGCUUUAUAAGCAUUUCAAGUUUAUUUUUAGCCUCCAAAAUAUCAGGCUUAGAAAGGCGCUGCAUACCUCCGUUCACAGAAUAGGCAGAUCCUCAGCAGAUGCAAGGAGGCCUAUUUCUACACAGAUGUAAACUCCUCUGCUCUUACGCCUCUGAACAUAGCCAGACCUACUCAUACAACAGAAAACUGCUUUGUUCAGUCUAAGGGAGAGGAUUAACUCUGAACUUUCUUCUUAAAACCCAUUUUAAUUGAAUUUGCAUUGCCACUAGCAGACACAAGCAGAUACUGCACUUUAAAGGGCCUGAGCUGCAAAUGUUGUUUCGUCAGCCCCCAGCGAUGCCAGGAGGAGCUGGAGGUGUCAGCGCCUUGCAGGGAGCCACAGCUUUGCAUCCCUUCCUGGCUCAGACGCAACACUGAGGUGUGACCAGAAAACCAUCUGUACCUUGGACAGAUGCUGCAAAAACAGACAUGGAAAGAAAAAGGAGAGUUCUACUAAGUAUAAGAUAUAAAUAUAUUGAUAUAUAUCUAUACGGAGACUUAAUUGUCCAUCCUUGCAUGCCAUAUGGUCAUGUAUAGCAUGUGCAGCAAGCGCAGGCCUCCUGCUCUGACCAGAUAAUGACCAUAGAUGCUGCCAAGCAAUGGAGAAUCAGGCCUAUGAUAGAUAUAUAUUUACAAUACUCCCUGCAUCUGUACAAACAAAAAUAGAUUAUUUUAAACUGCAAAAUAGUGUGUUUAAAUCAAUGCAUGAAUGUAAAUAUUCUAAGAUCUGCCUUCUUAACUGUGUACCACAUGUACAGAUGAAAACAAAUAUUGUUUAUAGGAAAUCUGUAUCAGUGGUUAAAUGACUAAAGAGAAAAAAAUAUCAGAUUUAAUGUUGUCAUGUUCCUCAAACAAGCCAUUAAUGUAUAUUUCGUAUUUAAGGAUAUUGCUCAAUAAGUAUGUUCCGUACCAAAAACUGUGUUGCAUAUACGGAUUGUGCAGUACCCUAUUUUAAAAAGGCACCAUAAUUAAUUUUUAUUUUAAAUAAAAAUGUACUUGUAAAAA